Molecule: messenger RNA, 975 nt
Organism: Ectocarpus sp. CCAP 1310/34
Lineage: Eukaryota; Phaeophyceae; Ectocarpales; Ectocarpaceae
Source: the annotation of a GenBank genome assembly
AUGGCGAAGGAGUUCACGGAGGCCCUGCUCGGCGCGGCGGAGACGGAGCUGUCUGAGGAACCCCGGAGGCGGCGCACCACGGAAUGGAACAUGACCACCGCGGCACGGACAGCCCUGGCGACCGCCCUUGACAAGCGACGGGCUGCGCGACAUUCCUUCAAGGCCGGACCGAACGCAGCAACGUGGAGGAUCCUCAAAGCAACGUGCAAGGGGGUGAAGGCAACAAUCGCAACGAGCAUCUACGACCACCUGGAAAGAUACGUGACGGAGCUCGAAGCGAUCUACCAGGACCGCGACAUGCGGGGGCUGUACCAACACCUCAAGCGGUCAACGGGCCUCAGCGGGAGACAAGCUGGGGGGCAGCAGUUCGUUACAGACGAGAACGGCGUGCUACUCCGGAACAAGGAUGCCAUCCUCAAGCCAUGGCGGAGAUUCUUCGAUACCCUCCUGAACUCCAAGUCCCCCACUCUGANGACCGCCCUUGACAAGCGACGGGCUGCGCGACAUGCCUUCAAGGCCGGACCGAACGCAGCAACGUGGAGGAUUCUCAAAGCAACGUGCAAGGGGGUGAAGGCAACAAUCGCAACGAGCAUCUACGACCACCUGGAAAGAUACGUGACGGAGCUCGAAGCGAUCUACCAGGACCGCGACAUGCGGGGGCUGUACCAACACCUCAAGCGAUCAACGGGCCUCAGCGGGAGACAAGCUGGGGGGCAGCAGCUCGUUACAGACGAGAACGGCGUGCUACUCCGGAACAAGGAUGCCAUCCUCAAGCCAUGGCGGAGAUUCUUCGAUACCCUCCUGAACUCCAAGUCCCCCACUCUGAACCCAGACGUUGUCGAACAGGUGACGCACACCUGUAGCCAUUCGGCUACCCUGCCAGGGUGGCCGAAUGCCCACCCUGCCAGGGAAGCCGAAAGGACCCACCCUGCAGGCACGUCCCAAACCCAUUCCUGCAGGGUGGCCCGGGGGUAG